Ceraceosorus guamensis is the source of this 1770-nucleotide messenger RNA. RefSeq lists its product as hypothetical. The coding region runs from base 1 to 1770 and encodes 589 amino acids. The record is from RefSeq and is a predicted model, not a curated record. NCBI's taxonomy places the organism in Eukaryota, Fungi, Basidiomycota, Exobasidiomycetes, Ceraceosorales, Ceraceosoraceae. The transcript has a single exon.
AUGGAGGAUGAAGACUCCAACCGCCAGGUCGCCUAUGAUGACCAGGGUCAGGACGAGUAUCUUGAUGAACAGCAACAGCUCUUAGGCAACAUCUUCGGCAAAGAUGUAGAUGAGGACAUGCUUGCAGAAGAAACAACAAGCAUCAUCGAAUCCAUCCACAGUGGUCGCCAAGGGGUAGAUAACGGCCAACUCGAAGUGGACGAACUCGGGGAGGACGAGCCCGGAGAGAACAACCCGCUUGCCCACAAACUCGGAGAAGACGGCAUGCUUGGCCACGAACCCGUUGAGGACGACAUGCUUGGUCAAGGCGGGGUCGAUGGGGCACCAAUGGCAUUCACGGACCCAAUCCCAAGAGGUUUGAUGGUGAGCCCCUCUCCUCCUCCUGAUCGGGAAACUGUGGAUGAAGCUGCUGCAGCAGAGGAAGCGAGGAUCCAGGCUGCUCUGGACGCCGCCAAACGUUACCUAUCUGCUGAAUGGCUCUACAACGCCUGGACACGCGACAACACCCCACCAGCCUGGCGCGAUGCCCUUACAAGCCUCUUAACAGCGAAUCUGGAGCCUGGUUUCAGCAGAUAUGUCUUCCCCAUGGGCAAGGCGAGACUUGGAGUCGAUCCGGAUGUUCGUGGUGACAUCCAAACGUCGAUUGAAACCUAUGUUAGAUUCAGCGGACUCUCUGCCUCCACUGUCCGGCUAUGGAGGGGUGGCCCCAUGAUCCUGGGGGCUGAUAUCAAGUUUGCGGCAGGAACCGACAUCGACCCCUCCCUGUUUAGAAUCGACAACCACGAAAAGAACCUUCACCUGGAGUGGGACAAAACGUGCCUCUCACUAGGAGAAGGCAUGAUGGUAAUCGGGCUCGAUAGCGUGCUAGACGCGUCCCUCCGAGAUAGGGAUGGUCUCAUCAAGGCGAUCAAAGAUCAGCUGUCUGCUCAAGGAUAUGCUCUGCGCUGCCUCUGGGCAAUCUAUCUGAAUGUACGGGGCGAGAUCGAGGGACCCCCCAGAUACAACGACAGACUGCUCGCAGUGGUCGAGUUGGUUGGAGAAGAGAGCAAGAUACACGGAUUCAUGAACCUCCCUGGUUCUCCUCGCUGCUUCGUCUCCUACCAUGGGCGUGGAUACUGGUGCACCAGCUGCAUGUGGAGAAGAAAAGACCAACAUCGGCAGACUGAAGCAUGCAAGGAGGCAGAAGCUGAGCGGCGCAGGAUCGCUCGCGCCGUAAAAGCAGUCCCCAAGCAAGAAUCCAGCAUCGACCCCGUCCCCCCGAUGAGAGGACACAGUAUAAUACUCGGUCCAAGAGCUAGCAGAAUGCGGGCCUCGGCAACUCCAGCGCCAGUAAGACCUCGAACGGACUCGCCACCGCCACCUCCUCCGGUUCGGGAAGUAGCAUUGUCAAUGCCACCACCAACAGUCCCAGCCUUCUUUCGCAGGGCUCCUGCUGGUUAUCAAGAUCGCGACCAACCAGCAAUCACACGUCGGACUGAACCUCUUCCUUUUAGGUCUCGAGGAGACUCCAGGGCAUCCAGCGUCCUCAGCUCUGCGCCGUCAAUCACGGAGGACGAAUCAGCAAUGCGCCCUGCACAAGGGCCCUCGAAUAUUGCCCUCGCGGCAGGCUUUCCAGUUAAACAUAAGCGUCCUGUCUCCACUCUCGGACAUGACCACUCUGUUGCAGGCCCCAGUGGCAAGCGACAGAGUGUGUCGCGUACCGCAUCUCCAGAGAUCCAAGUUUCCCCGCACGUAGUCAAGGCCACCCCACCGAAGGGGCCUCAGAAAUGA